CAGUUCAGCUGUUCCAGUUAUAUUCAACUGUCAGGCCGGUAUCACGAGAUCAACAACUGCAGCUGUUAUGGCCGCCAUCAUUAAAGAAUCUCAAUUGGAAAUAGAGUUUGCUAAAAUGCGAGGGAUUGUUCCUGACAUUAUAAUUGAUGGUCUACGUGAGAAGAAGCUGCAUCCUGAUGCUCCUGAGAGAACAGAUAAACAAAACAAUGCUCUCAUGAAGGGUGAGUUCCCUGUAGUAAUGGAUUUAGUUGAAGGAUCUGAAGUUGCUAAACAAUGCAAGGAUCAGGUUGAUAGAUUGAUAGACGCGGCAUCAGCUGCCAAGAAUAUCCGGGAAGCUGUGGUUAUGGAGAAAAUGCAGUUCGACGUCGCAUCAGACGAUUGGAGGAAACAUAUUUUAAUUAAAUGGAAAUUACGCAAACAGAUUAGAUUAGAUUAUAGCAUUGAUGAUUGA
This is a messenger RNA of Eurytemora carolleeae, 451 nucleotides long. RefSeq lists its product as uncharacterized. The transcript has 5 exons. Bases 68 to 451 code for a protein of 127 amino acids. The record is from RefSeq and is a predicted model, not a curated record. Lineage: Eukaryota; Metazoa; Arthropoda; Copepoda; Calanoida; Temoridae.